CCACGUUGCAAACUUUCCUACGCUGGCUGCUCUGUUACGAGGGGAGACAGAGAGAGGGGGAUAAAAAAACACGGCGGCGUCCUGGAUCGAAGUGAACGAGGGAUGAUCAAUGAGCUGCAGGGCACGUUAGAGAAGCGGCCAGGAUCGUCGAAAAGGAUUCCAAGGAGGUGACAUUUGGCUUCUAUGGAUUGCCUUUUAUCCUAGCAAGCUGCAGAUGGGUACCGAGGGCGGUGGGUCACAUGAGGCCGUUUUUCACCCCUCUACACAGGAAAUAGAAUUAUGGAUGCAAAAGGCAUUUGAUAUGGCUAAAAAUGCUUUAGACAAUGGUGAAGUACCAGUUGGAUGCUUUAUGGUGUAUAACAAUAACAUUCUGGGCAGAGGAAGAAAUGAAGUCAAUGAAACUAAAAAUGCAACUCGACAUGCUGAAAUGGUGGCCAUCGAUCAGGUACUGGACUGGUGUCGUCAUAAUAAUAAAGACCCAGCUGAUGUUUUCCGGAGCACCGUUUUAUAUGUCACAGUGGAGCCAUGCAUCAUGUGCGCUGGAGCUCUUCGUUUACUGAAUAUUGCUUUGGUUGUGUAUGGCUGCAAAAACGAAAGAUUCGGAGGAUGUGGCUCUGUUCUCAACAUACCUGCAGACCAUUUGCCACACACUGGGGCUCCUUUUAAGUGUAUCUCUGGCUAUAGAUCAGAAGAAGCAGUGGAGCUCUUAAAAAUGUUCUACAAACAAGAGAACCCAAACGCUCCCAAAUCCAAGGUUAGGAAGAAGACUGACGAUGCAUCACCAGAAGGAGGCGCCAUUGACUCAGAAAUGCAAUCAUGAAGGACAUUUGAAGUAAAAGAGAGCAAACUUUAUUAGGCUUGUGGGCUUCUAGAGAAACUGGACUCAUCUGCUUAAUCCUAAGUAAAGAUAUUUUAAUGCAUUGUUUUUUUAUUGCUUUGAAAAGGAAAUGCAUAGUUCAAAGUUAUAUAGUUUGUAGCUUUUAAGAGAAGAGAGACCACAAAAACUUUUGUUUUCCUUUCUCCAAACUUAAUAUUGAGUUCUAACUGGAAUUAGUUGUUUUCUAAACUGUAUAUCAUUUUUAUUUUGUUGUUACAUGGGGGGCAGAGAACAUUGUGUGCUGUAAAUUAUGUGGGCAAGAAGAAAGGAAAUAUAAUAGUUUAUUUUUAUGUAAUUCAUCCUAAAAACCAUAGUUAUUACAGUCAUCUGUUUAUGUCUCUCCUUUAUGUGUUUGUUUCUAGUUUUACAUUUUAGCAGUAGACCACGUACUGCAUUUUUAUCUGUAUAUAUUUUUAAAACUAAAGUUAAUGGAAAUUAUUUUAUCCAUAGUGACAUUUUAUAGGAGGAUAACAUUUUUGAAAUAAUGAAAAAUGUAUAUUUUUUUGUUAGUCAAGAACUUUCUAUGCAUAUUUAAUUGAACGCCUAAAAAACUGUUUCUUGUGCUUUGCUUUGUAUUCUUAUCACUUGCCUCUUUGUCAAGUGUUGAUCAUUAGCCCCACCCAUUCUAUCACUCUGUCAUCAGCCCCACCCACUUUAUUCAUCUAUCUUUAACCCCACCCUCUAUCUUUAGCUAUCAUUUUAUUAGCAGCCCCAAACACUUUAGGAAUUUAUUAUUAGCUCCACCCACUUUAUUAAUUUAGCUGCCCGAGUCUUUCCUCAACAAAAAGUGUUUUGUUGCUAAUUUCUUUUUUAUUUGUCGAAAAUGCUGAUUUCAGAUCAAUAAAAGACUUUUAACUAGCCGUGACAGUUGAUAUUGCAUUGUUUCAGAUGUAUUGAUUUACGUAACUGAUAUUCAUAUUUGUUAGACUUUUUCUUGCACAGUUUUGGGUACUGUGCACUGUUUCACAACCCCAAAAAUUUCACUGCACUUUGUACAUAUGACAACAGGGGUGGACCAAUUGUCAAUGCAUGUGAUAGUCUAGUGGGCUACCAGGUUUGCAAAGCCGCUAGGCCCGGAACGCUUUCUGGUAGCCCAGCUUUAUAUACAGGGUGGAGGUUACCAGCAGCUUUAUACAGCUUUUUUAUAAAGUUUUUUUGUACACGGGUGCAUGACACUCUUACCACAAUAUAAACACAGCAUCUUAGAAGAGAAUAUUUUUAAGAAAUAGAUGAUUUUUAAAGGAUUAUGUCAUGUUGAUCUG
Messenger RNA from Erpetoichthys calabaricus (reedfish), 2139 nucleotides. RefSeq names its product adenosine deaminase tRNA specific 2 (gene adat2). NCBI's taxonomy places the organism in Eukaryota, Metazoa, Chordata, Cladistia, Polypteriformes, Polypteridae. Gene Ontology annotation, molecular function: tRNA-specific adenosine-34 deaminase activity; zinc ion binding. Gene Ontology annotation, cellular component: cytoplasm; nucleus. Gene Ontology annotation, biological process: tRNA wobble adenosine to inosine editing. The coding region runs from base 215 to 820 and encodes 201 amino acids. The record is from RefSeq and is a predicted model, not a curated record. The transcript is spliced from 7 exons.